Messenger RNA from Microcebus murinus (gray mouse lemur), 3001 nucleotides. It is a transcript of the gene ELAC2, whose product is annotated as elaC ribonuclease Z 2. Gene Ontology annotation, molecular function: 3'-tRNA processing endoribonuclease activity. Lineage: Eukaryota; Metazoa; Chordata; Mammalia; Primates; Cheirogaleidae. Gene Ontology annotation, cellular component: mitochondrion. The record is from RefSeq and is a predicted model, not a curated record. Gene Ontology annotation, biological process: mitochondrial tRNA 3'-end processing.
CUGGGUUCUCAGCACGCUGAUUGGCUGGAUGCGCCAUGCGGAACGGAGGGGUUGUGCUUGGGGCACACGGACUGAGGUGACCGGCUGCUUUCUCACUCCAGGUGGAGACGAGCGAGCGCAUGUGGGCGCUUCGCUCGCUGCUGCGGUCCGUGGCUGGGCGCACCAUGUCGCAGGGACCCGCCCGCCGUCAGCGGCCGCCUAAGGACCCACUGCGGCACCUGCGCACGCGGGAGAAGCGCGGCCCGUCGAGGAUCCCCGGGGGCCCGAACACUGUGUACCUGCAGGUGGUGGCGGCCGGCGGCCGGGACGCGGGCGCUGCGGUCUACGUCUUCUCCGAGUACAACCGGUAUCUCUUCAACUGUGGAGAAGGUGUCCAGCGACUCAUGCAGGAACACAAGUUGAAGGUCGCUCGCCUGGACAACAUAUUCCUGACUCGAAUGCACUGGUGUAAUGUUGGGGGGUUGUGUGGAAUGAUUCUUACUUUAAAGGAAACCGGGCUUCCAAAGUGUGUACUUUCUGGACCUCCACAACUGGAAAAAUACAUAGAAGCAAUCAAAAUAUUUUCUGGUCCAUUGAAAGGAAUAGACCUGGCUGUGCGGCCCCACUCAGCACCGGAAUACCAGGACGAAACCAUGACAGUUUACCAGAUCCCCAUAUAUAGUGAGCGGAGGUGCAACCAACACCAGCCAUCGCAGAGUCCAGAAAGACCCCUCGGCAGGCUCAGUCCAGAGCAGUCUUCGGACUCUGGGUCAACUGAAAACGAGCAGCACCUUCCCCAUGGUAAUGGUGUUAGCCAGAAAAGGAGUGGCAGGGACCCUUCCUUGGUUGUAGCUUUCGUCUGUAAGCUUCAUGUGAAGAAAGGCAGCUUCUUGGUGCUCAAAGCAAAGGAGCUGGGCCUCCCAGUUGGGACAGCUGCAAUCGCUCCCAUCAUUGCUGCCGUCAAGGACGGGAAAAGUGUCACCUACGAAGGACGAGUGAUUUUGCCUGAAGAGAUCUGUACUCCUCCGGAUCCUGGUCUUGCUUUUGUUGUGGUAGAAUGUCCAGAUGAAGGAUUCAUCCAGCCCAUCUGUGAGAAUGCCACCUUUAAGAGGUACCAAGGCGAGGCCGAUGCCCCCGUGGCCCUGGUGGUUCACAUGGCCCCAGAAUCCGUGCUUGUGGACAGCAGGUACCAGCAGUGGAUGGAGAGGUUCGGGCCUGACACCCAGCACUUGAUCCUGAACGAGAGCUGUGCUUCGGUUCACAACCUCCGCAGCCACAAGAUCCAGACGCAGCUCAGCCUCAUCCACCCGGGCAUCUUUCCCCAGCUCACCAGUUUCCCCUGUAAGGAAGAAGGCCCUGCCCUCCGUGUGCCCGCAGUGCGGGGCGAAUGCCUCCUCAAGUACCAGCUCCGGCCCAGGAGGGAGUGGCAGAGGGAUGCCAUUAUUACUUGCAAUCCUGAUGAAUUUAAGGCCGAGGCCCUGGAGCUUCCCAAUUUCCAGGCGAGUGUGCAGGAGUAUAGGAGGACUGCACAGGACGGCCCAACCCCAGCAGAAAAAAGUCAGUAUCCAGAAAUUAUCUUCCUCGGAACAGGGUCUGCCAUCCCAAUGAAGAUUCGAAACGUCAGCUCCACACUUGUCAACAUAAGCUCCGACAAGUCUCUGCUCCUGGACUGUGGCGAGGGCACGUUUGGGCAGCUGUGCCGUCAUUACGGAGAGCAGGUGGACAGGGUCCUGGGCACCCUGGCUGCUGUGUUUGUGUCCCACCUGCACGCAGAUCACCACACGGGCUUGUUAAAUAUCUUGCUGCAGAGAGAACGAGCUUUGGCGUCUCUGGGAAAGCCACUUCACCCGCUGCUGGUGGUCGCCCCCACGCAGCUCAAGCCCUGGCUGCAGCAGUACCACAACCAGUGCCAGGCGCUCCUGCAUCACGUCAGUAUGAUUCCUGCCAAAUUCCUUCAGAAAGGGGCUGAGGUCUCCGAUCCCACAGUUGAAAGACUGAUCAGUUCGCUGCUGGACAAGUGUGAUCUGCAAGAGUUUCAGACCUGCCUGGUGCGGCACUGCAAGCACGCCUUCGGCUGCGCGCUGGUGCACACGUCCGGCUGGAAGGUGGUGUACUCGGGGGACACCAUGCCCUGCGAGGCUCUGGUCCGGAUGGGGAAAGACGCCACCCUCCUGAUACACGAGGCCACCCUGGAAGACGGCCUAGAAGAGGAGGCAGUGGAAAAGACGCACAGCACGACCUCCCAAGCCAUCGGCGUGGGCAUGCGCAUGAACGCGGAGUUCAUCAUGCUGAACCACUUCAGCCAGCGUUACGCCAAGAUCCCGCUCUUCAGCCCCGAAUUCAACGAGAAAGUUGGAAUUGCCUUUGACCACAUGAAGGUCUGCUUCGGAGACUUCCCCACAGUGCCCAAGCUGAUCCCCCCGCUGAAAGCCCUGUUUGCCGGCGACAUCGAGGAGAUGGAGGAGCGCAGGGAGAAGCGGGAGCUGCGGCUGGUGCGGGCGGCCCUCCUCUCCCGGGAGCUGGCAGGGGGCGCUGAGGACAGGGAGCCCCAGCAGAAACGGACCCACACCGAGGAGCCGCGGAGCCCACAGAGCAAGAAGGUCAGAGCCCAGUGAAGAUCCGGGAGUGAUCCGAGCUCUGAAGCUGCGUCUUCUGCCCUGCGCCGGCACCGCAACUGCUUUCCUCGCCUGGCGGGGGCUGGGGAGCACGGCCCACCAGGAGGCUGCUCGGCCCCUGGAUAAGCCCUAGUCUGUAGGUGCCUCCUGUGACGGCACCCGGCACAGCUGUGUGACACGAGGUGCUGGACAGAAGAAAGCACGUGUGGCUAAUUCCGUUGCAAGUUGGUUUUUAAAGAAGUCACGGCAGCUUCAGCAGGCAGCACCCCUCACCUGCUCCACAGCGAUGCCCUCUGCACGCCAGAGAGAAGCCAGAUGACAGGGAACAGUGGGUCUGAGUGUCCAAGACUCAAGGAAUAAUGCUUCCAAAAAAACAGCCACAAUAAAGAUUGAGUUUGGAACCCUGA